AUGGCCGACGCUAAAGAUGGCAACAGUGGUGGCGACCAUUCAUCGGGGGAGUAUAGCGGUGUCGUCCAACAUGCUCAGAUUGCACGUCUAACACCAGCAUUCGAUAUGGACCCCUUGCACGAACAGCAGUAUUUCGAUGCCUUCAUAUUCGUGUUGAACUUCGUCAACCAAAGCCAAAGACCAAACGCCCAGCUGGAUACUACCAAAGCCUUAAAACUAAGCAUGAUGACCCAACAACUGUUAUUAAAAAUGAGUAUGCUCCUGAGACUGAAAUGCAACCUUGACGUUAUUAGAGGCAAGUUUGAAAGGUUCUGUCAUGAUGAGCAUUUGGGGGACUGUCGUUCUGUUAUCAAGGACUGCUCUAGAGGGACCAUGAUAUCAUUCACCCAGCAUAUGUACGAUAAAGGCCGGGUGAGCAAGAGGGGUGCAAUGACACAAUACAGAGCACAGUUUGGAAUGCUAUACAACAAAGAGAAUGGCCGUCUGAUCGAUACUAAUGAUAGAAAGGAGGUCCUAAAAUACGUUGACACGCUUCCGUUGGACAGGACUGUCAAGUCGAAGCCUGUCUUAAGGGUAGACAACCUCCUUCUUUUGCUCAACUGCCACUGGGCCUGUGACAAAUCUGUAUACUGUAUGGAGCGACAAUAG
Messenger RNA from Pseudogymnoascus destructans, 648 nucleotides. RefSeq lists its product as uncharacterized. The record is from RefSeq and is a predicted model, not a curated record. Lineage: Eukaryota; Fungi; Ascomycota; Leotiomycetes; Thelebolales; Thelebolaceae. Bases 1 to 648 code for a protein of 215 amino acids. The transcript is spliced from 4 exons.